This is a messenger RNA of Macadamia integrifolia, 779 nucleotides long. RefSeq lists its product as uncharacterized. Lineage: Eukaryota; Viridiplantae; Streptophyta; Magnoliopsida; Proteales; Proteaceae. The record is from RefSeq and is a predicted model, not a curated record. The transcript is spliced from 4 exons. Bases 176 to 613 code for a protein of 145 amino acids.
UUGUCCAUGAAGUUUUAAACGAGAGAAACCGUUUUGUCUUUGUUCUUUUCUCUCCUCUCCCACUGUUUAUAGAUCUCUCCCUAUCCUCUCCCAGUCCCACAGUCGAUUCCAGAUAUCCGAUUACUCUGAAGAUCUGCAAAUUUUUCUAACACAAUAGCAUUGGCCUCUCCUUAUUAUGAGCAAAGAUAGAGAAGGGAUAGUGGAAACACCACCACUCCCUCUCCAACCCCAACCCAGUAACAGCAGCAUCAACAUGACAGGAGUUUCUGUUAUGGAGAAAGGCGAAGAUCAAAAGAAUAGAGAGGAGGUGGUGAUGGCACACGCACCAGAUGAAGGGAUUUGCUCUUUGCUGGGAACCCGCAAAGGUGGAUACCUCAUUGGGAUUUAUGAUAGGCCUCUUUCAUUCUGCGGGUGUGGAGUUGGAUGGUUCUUCUUUGCUUUCGGAUUCGCCUUCCCGCCCCUUUGGUACUAUGCUACAGUUCUCUACUUCAGGAAUCAAUCCCUCAAGGACCCAAGAGAACGAGCCGGCCUUGCUGCAUCUGCCAUCGCUGUAAGAAACAAAAGAGACAUUCAAUCCUUUGAAUUUCCAUGUGUUUUAUGCCCAAAUUCAUAGGUUAGUGAUUAGACCACCCCCCCCCCCCAAUUUGAAUUGGUGUUACAGGCUUUAAUAUGUUCAGUGGCAGUCUUGAUUACCUUAUUUGCUGUAUACUCCUGAUUUCUCACCCUGUUGAGAACAGUUGGCAUUGGCUCAAGCAAGAAUGUAGAUGUAAAACUACAGC